Molecule: messenger RNA, 665 nt
Organism: Glycine soja
Lineage: Eukaryota; Viridiplantae; Streptophyta; Magnoliopsida; Fabales; Fabaceae
Exons: 3
Coding region: 63-299 (78 amino acids)
Source: RefSeq, a predicted model, not a curated record
UGCGAUGUACACACGGUUGAGUUUUAUUUUUUUGUGAAACGCUUUGCAGUUAAAAAACAAAAAUGGAGCAGUUACCGGCGAACCGGAGCGAAGCAAAACGGCCGCCACCGCAAGUGCUUCACCAGAGCGAUGUGGACGAGGAUGACGAGAACGUGAAGCAGCUCGAUGAAUGCUCUUCUCUCUAUCGCUUGAUGCAGGAUUGCGUUGUUCGAACAAACAGGAAUUGGAAAGAAUGCCAGACAGAAGUAUAUGCUUUGAAGGAAUGCUUUGAAAAGAGAAAGAACGUGCAAGGAAAGUAGAAUUUUGAAGAGAGAUUUUUUUUUAGUUGACAAUGACAAUGAGGCUAACCUCUGUUCUCCCUAGUUAAUCUUCGUGGUUCUACUAUGAUGUACAGAGUACAGACGCUUACUCCUACUAAAAUGAAUGAUCUUGGGAAUGAUCUUGUAGUAUAGUUCAAUUGAAAUUUGAAAGUGAUUGAGAUUGAUCUUGGGGAAAGGGAACUUUUAUAUACAGAGAUAUGUGAUAAACGGUGUUUUCUGAUUGGAAAUACCAAAUACGUGUUUUGAGGUGAGAGCAAUCACCCCCCUUAACUUGCUUUUACUUCCUAAAAUCACUUGGAUUGUGUAUUUCUUGCUGUUGAUGAUAGUGUGUUUUAUGAAUGAUAA